Molecule: messenger RNA, 2565 nt
Organism: Rhododendron vialii
Lineage: Eukaryota; Viridiplantae; Streptophyta; Magnoliopsida; Ericales; Ericaceae
Exons: 6
Coding region: 1-2565 (854 amino acids)
Molecular function (GO): RNA-DNA hybrid ribonuclease activity; nucleic acid binding
Source: RefSeq, a predicted model, not a curated record
AUGGAAGAAUCCCAGAAACUCAUGGAAGCAGAUGAUGAUGAUCUCUUUGACGAAGGAUCAAAACAAGAAGAUCUGAUCAAAGAUGCUUCCCCGUCUCCACAGAGAUUUGCAACAUUUGGUGAAAGCCUGGCCGCAAUUCAAUUCGGGUCAGUACCUAUAAACUAUCAGUGUAAUAUGAUCUUAGUUCUGCCAAAGCAGUUCAAGGCAAAACCAAAUCAGCCUAUGAACUUGGCAGGUGAUGUUGAGGAUACCACCCAAUCGAUUGUGGAAAUAAUGGAUAAAGAGAAACAUUCUCAGUCACAGCCCAUUAACGUUGAGACGGAUGAACAUGGAAACAGUAUCGUAGUUCUUAGAACACCUGAUGAUGCCUCAAUAAGGCAUUUGAAACCAUUAUACAUCAAACUUCAUAUGAAUGGCCAACCUAUCUCAAAAGUGUUGGUCGACAAUGGGGCAGUAGUCAAUAUUUUACUAUCUAGAAUGCUGAAAGUCCUGAACAAAACCAAUGACGAUUUGAUCCCAACAGAAGUUACAGUUGGCAACUUCGCCGGAGGAUGUUCUCCUGCUAAUGGGGUCAUAUCUUUGCAAUUACAAGUUGGGACUAGGAGGAUGAAUGCAACGAUUUUGGCUUUGAUCUUUCUGAAGCAGGAAGAGGCAGCAGGAAUGGAGGUCUUUUGGGCAGACCGACAUCCAUUCAAAGCAGAGACCAACAAUAUCGAGGCGGAUCUCUACAACGAACAUUUGUGGCCAACAAGAAUAGAAGACUCAGAAGUCAGAUCUAAUCAAGUUGGGGUAACUGAGAGAAGUGAAGAGUUGGCUACUGUUAAAGCCACUUUUAAGAGCCCACUAAACAUGAAAGAGUUAGGUUUAGCAGACUUGAAACCAGCACCGGCUAAGCUGGAUGAUGAUAGGGCCCAGGUUAAAGAUCCCACGGAAGAAGUAAACUUAGGAACUCCAGCAGAUCCUAAGAUCACAUAUGCACCUAGGAGAAUGAAAGAUGACUUUCUUCCUCAAGUCAAAAAAGAAAUGGAACGUUUAUUCGAGGCAAAGUUCAUUCGACCGGUCAAAUAUGCUGAAUGGGUCUCAAAUGUUGUCCCAGUAUUAAAAAAGAAAGGGAAAGUUAGAGUUUGUGUUGAUUUCAGAGAUCUUAAUACAGCAUCACCAAAGGAUGAAUAUCCAAUGCCUGUUGCUGACUUGCUAGUCGAUGCAACGGUAGGGUACCAAAUGCUGUCCUUCAUGGACGGUAAUGCUGGUUACAAUCAAGUAUAUAUAGCAGAAGAAGAUACACAUAAAACAGCAUUUAGAUGUCCUGGAUACAUAGGAACGUUCGAAUGGGUGGUUAUGGCUUUCGGAUUAAAAAACGCAGGAGCAACCUAUCAAAGAGUAAUGAAUUUGAGUUUUCAUGAUUUUCUACAUAAAUUCUUGGAAGUUUAUAUAGAUGACGUUGUUGUGAAGUCAAAUUCAAUUGAUGAGCAUUUGCAUCAUCUUGAACAGACUCUAGAAAGGAUGAGGCGUUACAAUUUAAAAAUGAAUCCCUUAAAAUGUGCAUUUGGUGUUACAGCAGGAAACUUUUUGGGAUUCUUGGUGCAUCAAAAAGGGAUCGAGAUUGAUAAAACCAAAGCUGAUGCUAUCUUGAAAGCACAAGCCCCAACCAAUAAAGAAGAGCUCCAACAGUUCUUGGGAAAGAUUAAUUUCCUUCUAAGAUUUAUUGCCAAUCUAUCUGGGAAAACAAUGGCUUUCUCCCCAUUGUUAAAAUUGAAGUCAGAAAAGGAUUUCAAAUGGGAACAAGAGCAUCAAAAAGCUUUUGACAUUUUAAAACAAUCAUUGGUAACGCCUCCUGUUCUGAUGCCUCCAAUAAAUGGAAAGCCACUGAAGCUAUACAUAUCAGCGACACACCAUUCGAUUGCAAGUCUGUUAGCUCAGGAUAAUGAACAAGGCCGAGAGCAAUCGAUUUACUACCUAAGCAGAAGGUUAAAUGAUUGUGAGGGCAGAUAUUCAUGUGUUGAAAAGAUUUGUUUAGCAUUAUAUUUUUCAGCAAUCAAAUUGAGGCAUUACCUCUUGCCAGCUAGGGCAGUGAAAAGACAAGCUUUGGCCGAUUUCCUAUCUGAGCAUCCAAAUCUACCUUUGGAAGAGGAUACCUUUGAGGUGCAUUUUUUGGAGCUUAGACCUUGGCAAUUAUCUUUUGAUGGUUCAAAAACAGACAAUGGAGUUGGGGCAAGUGUUGUCUUGACAUCUCCGAAAGGAGAAAUGUUGCAGUUUUCUUUCCAACUCGAUGAGAGUAGAGUUCUGACAAAUAAUCAAGCAGAAUAUGAGGCCUUAAUCAUAGGCUUGGAAAUAGCAAAAGAUUUGAAUAUACGAUAUCUGAAAGUCUCUGGGGAUUCUCAAUUGAUCAUUCGACAAGUUACAGGUCAUUAUAGGUGCAAUCACCCCUUAUUGAGUUUGCAGCUUGAGAAAGUUCAACGUCUUGCUCGAAACUUUGAUGAAAUAUGUUUUCAGCAUAUUUUGAGACUUCAAAAUAGCGAAGCCAAUCAAAUGGCUCAAGCAGCUUUAGGAGUUGAAAUUCCUUAA